AUGGGCCAUUUUGGUUUGUUUGCCCAUACGGGUUCGAACCAUUCCUUUACUUUAUUUUUAAACUUUAAAAGUGCCUUUUUUACCGUUGUACCGGUUAGGGGUAAGGAAUUUGUUUGCGGUUAUAGCUAUAAACGCGGCUUUAGCUUCCGUUACUUUUAUUAUAUUGAUUCGCCGCUUUUGGUUGCUAUUGCUACUAUUUAG
This is a messenger RNA of Gaeumannomyces tritici R3-111a-1, 201 nucleotides long. RefSeq lists its product as hypothetical. NCBI's taxonomy places the organism in Eukaryota, Fungi, Ascomycota, Sordariomycetes, Magnaporthales, Magnaporthaceae. Bases 1 to 201 code for a protein of 66 amino acids. The record is from RefSeq and is a predicted model, not a curated record. The transcript is spliced from 5 exons.